AUGGUGCUCUUCCCAAAGUCGCCGCUGCUCUCCAAGCCAGGCUUGGCGCUGUCGCUCCCGAAAUUCCGACAAUUCAAGCGAGCGCUUAGCCUGGCAGUCGUCAUCGCCUUGAUCUGGAUGAUCUCCACCGCCUCCCACAACAGCAUCACCAUCUGGGAUGAGGGCUCGCUUCCGCAGGGAAACUUGGUCUUUCACGAUCGCCUGUAUCGGCUCAUCGAAACCGCAACUUUGCGAUAUGCCGACUAUCCGCCCUACCUGAGCGACAUUUAUGCCCAGCACGGAAUCUCCGCCGAAAAGCCGUGCCAGGUUCCAAUGCCAACACUCCCGCUGGCUACCAUCGCAGAUGAGCCGAGCAGCCCGCUCAACGAUACGCAGCUGUGCGAGAUCGAUCGAUCCAAGUAUGCCAUCAAGGUUGAUGGCCCUAUCGGAGAGCCCACCUCGUUUGGAACUGUGGCAUCGAACAUUGCGUUGCAUCUUGAUCGCCUGGGCUAUCCCAUUAUCCUCGAAACAUGGACACCCGACAUUCGGCUGAGUCCUGAGCUCGAAAACAUUCGCGCAAGGCAGCCAAAUCAGCGUCCCAACCUAACAUUUCGAGUCAGCCAUAUCGACAGCCUCGCAGCAAAGCCUAGUACACACUAUUUCGGCCUGACGGUCUCAGAAGUUCCAAUAAUGCCCCAUACCACUGCGAGUGCCCAGUUCAACAGAUUCUUGGAGCCGAGCAGCAGUCGAUUUCAAAAGAAGCUCUUUGUUCCGACUCGUUUCAGCCAGGAGCUCCUGUCCGGGGCCGUCCCCGACGCCCAGAAACGAGUGAAUCUCUUUCCACAUGGAUUCGAUGCCGAGAUCUUUACGUACAAAUAUCGCUUUGAUCGGCUCGAGUCCAAUCGCUAUCAGUUCAUCUGGGUCUCGGUCUGGGGCGGGCGCAAGAACACCAGGGCCGUUCUCGAAGCCUUUUCGUUUGCCUUUCCCAAAGGCACACUCACGACAGCAUCCGGCCGCACCAUCAAUGUGGAACUCAAGAUUGUGUGCGGAUACCCGCCAACGAUCCAGCAGUGGGAGCACGACCAUUGGAACAGCAAGCCUGGAGUCGUCAUCGUCGAGGCCGCGGCGGAUCGACCGGCUACCGAAAUCGCGCGAUUCUACCAUGAGGCCGAUUGCUUUGUUUUCCCAUCCUUCUCGGAGGGAUUCGGGCUCACUGUGCUGGAGGCGAUGGCGACUGGCUUGCCAGUGAUCGUACCAGAGUACUCCGGAAUGAAGGACUUUUGUGAUCGCGAGACCUGCGUCAUGAUACCACCAACGCGGCUGAUCGGCUUGAACUUUGGCAGUCACUACGGUUGCGGUGCCGACCUCGAUCCCCGGGUCAUGGCUCCGGUCAUGAAGGAAAUGGUCCUCAACCGCUAUGACUCGCUCGUCAUUGGGCGGAAAGCGGCCGAGAAAGUUCAUAGACACUGGACCUGGAGGCAGCUGAUGCAGUCCUUUGAUCAGAACCACGUCUGCCCGCUCUUUGCCGGCCAAGCCGAGCAGCGCAUCCGCCCGACUGAAGAAGCACAGAGCCAAUGA
Messenger RNA from Polychytrium aggregatum, 1557 nucleotides. RefSeq lists its product as uncharacterized. The coding region runs from base 1 to 1557 and encodes 518 amino acids. Lineage: Eukaryota; Fungi; Chytridiomycota; Chytridiomycetes; Polychytriales. The record is from RefSeq and is a predicted model, not a curated record. The transcript has 3 exons.